CACCAUCACCGCGGGCGAGGGCCGUCCCUUCCCAGCGACGAAAUGACCCUUGCGCUGACGACCGUUACCUACCACACUCUUCGACUGCCCGGGACUUAGACCCUCAGUAGCUCGGGCACCUAAGCACACAGAAACCUAGAACACGCAUUUCCGGGGCGGGGUCUGGCCACUCUGCCUAUAAUGUGAGAAUUUAACUAGCGCGGGCCGCCUCCCGGUCGCUCAGUCUUCUGGGUAAGUGAGUCCAGAUCCGGCCCUCAUGCCGGGGCGACAAGCCCUUAGAAAACUACAUAGCCCCGAAUGCAUCAGCGUCCGCUCCCCCUCCCUCACACGAACACUACACUUCCCGGUAUGCACUUUGCGCCGCAGUGUGUGCUGGGAUGGGAACCACGCCGGCUCCCCAGCCUCAGUUCCCGGAGCCGGCGCGGACCUUUCAACCAGAGCUCUGUUAGUUCUCUGGCCGAGACUCUAGCCAGCGAUGGAGGUGGCGGCUAAUUGUUCCCUACAGGUGAAGAGGCCUCUGCUGGAUCCCCGCUUCGAGGGUUACAAGCUGUCUCUCGAGCCGCUACCGUGUUAUCAGCUGGAGCUUGACGCAGCUGUGGCAGAAGUAAAACUUCGAGAUGAUCAAUAUACCUUGGACCACAUGCAUGCUUUUGGAAUGUAUAAUUACCUACACCAUGAUUCAUGGUACCAAGAUAGUGUCUACUACAUUGAUAACCUUGGAAGAAUCAUGAAUUUAACAGUGAUGCUGGACACUGCUUUAGGAAAACCACGGGAGGUGUUUCGACUUCCUACAGAUUUGACAGCAUAUGACAAUCGCCUUUGUUCAUCUAUCCACUUCUCAUCUUCCUCGUGGGUUACAUUGUCAGAUGGUACUGGAAGACUGUAUGUCAUUGCAACAGGUGAACGUGGAAAUAGUGCUUCUGAGAAAUGGGAGAUUAUGUUUAAUGAAGAGCUGGGGGAUCCCUUUAUUAUAGUUCACAGCAUCUCAUUGCUGAAACCUGAAGAACAUUCAAUAGCUACCCUACUUCUUCGAAUAGAGAAAGAGGAAUCGGAUUUCAAAGGAAGUGGUUUUUAUGUUUCUUUGGAGUGGGUCACUAUCAGUAAGAAAAAUAAAGAUAAUGAAAAAUAUGAAAUUACUAAGCGUGACAUUCUCCACGGGAAGUCAGUGCCACAUUACGCUGCUAUUGAGCCCAAUGGAAAUGGUCUGAUGAUUGUCUCCUACAAGUCUUUCAAAUUUGUUCAGGCUGGUCAUGAUCUUGAAGAAACUAUGGAAGAAGACAUGCCAGAGAAAAUCAAAGAACCUCUGUAUUACUGGCAACAGAGUGAAGACGAUUUGACAGUAACAGUGCGGCUUCCCGAAGACAGUACUAAGGAAGACGUUCAAGUACAAUUUUUGCCUGAUAACAUCAGCAUCAUGCUGAAGGGUCUCCAAAUUUUAGAAGGAAAACUAUUUUCAUCUGUUGAUCAUGAAAGCAGUACAUGGAUAAUUAAAGAGAAUAAUAGCUUGGAGAUUUCCUUGAUUAAGAAGAAUGAAGGACUCACAUGGCCAGAGCUAGUGGUUGGUGAUAAACAGGGGGAACUUUUAAGAGACGCAGCCCAGUGUGCUGUAAUUGCUGAGCGUUUGAUGCAUUUGACUUCUGAGGAACUGAAUCCAAAUCCAGAUAAAGAAAAACCUCCUUGUAAUGCUCAAGAGUUAGAAGAAUGUGAUAUUUUCUUUGAAGAGAGUUCUAGUUUAUGCAGAUUUGAUGGCAGUUCAUUGAAAACUACUCAUGUGGUGAAUCUUGGGAGCAACCAGUACCUUUUCUCUGUCAUAGUGGAUCCUAAAGAAAUGCCCUGCUUCUGUUUGCGCCAUGAUGUCGAUGCCCUUCUCUGGCAACCUCGCUCUGGCAAACAAGAUGAUAUGUGGGAACACAUAGCAACCUUCAAUGCUCUAGGUUACGUGCAAGCAUCAAAGAGAGACAAAAAAUUUUUUGCCUGUGCUCCAAAUUACUCCUAUGCUGCCCUUUGUGAGUGCCUUCGCCGAGUGUUCAUCUAUCGCCAGCCUGCUCCCAUGUCUACUGUGCUCUACAACAGAAAGGAAGGCAGGCAUGUAGGGCAGGUUGCUAAGCAGCAAGUAGCAAGCCUAGAGACCAAUGAUCCUAUUUUAGGCUUUCAGGCAACAAAUGAGAGAUUAUUCGUUCUCACGACCAAAAACCUCUUUUUAAUAAAAGUAAAUGCAGAGAAUUAACUUCUUCAACAUGUUAGCAGGCUAUAAUAGAAAGCAUUCAUUGGUACCUAGAGGAUUAAGCAGUUGUACUGUGUAACUUGUUACGUUUUCAUGUGUUAAAUAAAAAUAUCUUGAAUGAAUUUUUAUUUUUUAAAUGAUAUUAGAAAUAUAGUUAAAAGAUUAUGAUUCUGUAAAAGCUGUAAAAUGAAGCUACAGAUUUGGGAAAUAUUGGCUUCUAUAAAAAGCAUAAAGAUAGUAUUGGCUGGUAUAAUUGUUUUUAAAAUACAGAGGCUAGAAUCUUUUAUAUGAAACAUGUACAGUUUAGUGUUUAAAAAUAAAAAUAUUUAUCAUAUACUUAAUAUAUUUGUUCAUUGAUUAUAUUGUUAUAGUCUAUCGUCUAUCCCUAUAGAACAGGUUAGGUGAUAAUUAAAAUGUUCAAUAUUAUAAAUUCUAAAGUUAACAGAAUAAUUUAGUCUACAUAAAGGAGGAUUUGCAAGAGUAUAGCAGGCCAGCAUUUACUGAAAACCAGUAAUUGCUUUUCAAAUUAAUUGUAGCUUUAUUUGAUUUUUUAAAAUCUUUUCUGCCACAAAUAU
Dipodomys ordii (Ord's kangaroo rat) is the source of this 2799-nucleotide messenger RNA. RefSeq names its product NudC domain containing 1 (gene Nudcd1). Lineage: Eukaryota; Metazoa; Chordata; Mammalia; Rodentia; Heteromyidae. The transcript is spliced from 10 exons. The record is from RefSeq and is a predicted model, not a curated record. Bases 476 to 2227 code for a protein of 583 amino acids.